AUGGAGAAGUUAACAUGGAAUAGAAGCUUGUUACCAGAACCACGACUCCCACAGACUGUCAAAGCAAUGGCACCGAUGCCGGUACAGGCUUCCGAGCCUCGAUUUCAGGCUUGCGCUGCAACCGCAUCCCUCUUCCUAUAUGCGGUUGGCCCGUUAAUCCUAUGCCUUCACCACGAUAUACUCGCAGUCGAACGUCAGUUUCGUAGCCAUCAACAUGAUAUCGAUUUUAUUUCAGUGGACAAUGUGAGCGAGCGUGGGUCAGGAAGAUUGGCUGUCAGUUACGAUGUCAACCAAACAGCAAUCGUCUGGGAUAUUUUUACGGGAAAAGAACUGUCAAGAUUUGCAUCAUUUGAUCCUCUGCGGGUGGCAUCGUGGUUGCGCAAUGGCAAUGUUGCAUUUGGAAACGACAAGGGUGAAGUCAUUCUAUUCGAACCCUCAACUUCAGAACAUAUUUCCACCAGAACGAUCUUUGAUCCUAUUACCUCUCUUGCGCCAUCUAUGGAUUGUCGAACAUUUGCAAUUGGAUAUCAAAAUGGAUCGAUUCUCAUUGCAACCCUCCUCCCCCAAUUCACUAUUCUUCACACCUUGACGACCUCGCGAGGACCUUCACCAAUCAUCUCUAUCUCCUGGCAUGCCUCCUCCUCGAAGCAGAAAUCAGAUAUGCUAGCAACACAGGCCUCAAGCGGCGACUUGCGAGUAUGGAGUGUAUCAAAGCCAGCGAGCAAAGAGUCUCCUCGAGUAAUUCGUGUCUUAAAACGAUCUGAUUCUUCAAAUGCGGAUCCAAAAUGGAUGGCAUGGUCUAAAAAUGGAAAAAUUCUGCAAUUCCUUGAAGGAGAAACAUGGUCUUGGGAUGUCAGGACAAAGCACGUCACUUAUGAGCCAAUCCCAACAGUGCACGGAGUACGAGGACUUGCAAACCAUGGCCCCACAGCGACACUAUUCACUAUCGGUCCCCAAAACACCGUUCAGCAGUAUGAUCUGGAUACCCUCACAAUGGUAGCAAAUGUGCAGCCUCCGGUGGUCACCCCUCCACCAGUAGUCACUCCCGAAGAACAAUUAUCACAAAGGGUCUCUCCUCCUCGGCGCUUGCAGGAAGCUCCAAACCUUCGAGAGGGACCAAACAGGAGACGAACACCCUUUGAAUCAAAUGUCGAUAACUUGAAGCAACAGAGAACGAAUGUCAUCAGCCCUGCAUCUUCCAGAAGCCAAACAGAAUCUGUAAGCUCCAAGGCUUCUUCUGGGAAAUUUAGAACAGGUGCAUUUGCACCGCCCAGUGUAUCUGCACAGAGUGCGACAACCUUUUCCAUGACUUCUGGCGACCAGGACACACCCCAACCGUCAGCUGGGUAUCCCUAUGCAUCUUCCGUCUCGCUGUCGUCCGUAAGGAGCUCUCGCGCUGGGUCUCGACUGCGAAAUGAGGUGCAGAUGAGUCCCGCGGAGAAGAAUGUUGUUGAUCUAUUCCCAUUUAUCCGGGCGCGACUGAAUGAUGUGCCCUAUAAACCACAACCAUCGAUUGACGAGAACAGCCUCACGCCAAACGAUCUGCGACAGCAAAUGCUGAGUGUUGUCUUUGGUUGGGAUGGAGAUAUUGCAGAUUUGAUUAGAGAUGAGUGGAGUCGUCAUGCACACGGAAGCCAAAGCGCAAUUCUCCUAGCACAAUGGCUUGGAGAGACCGACACGGAUCAAAUGGCGGAUAUGAUCAGUAAUGGACCGACGACAACAACCGACUGGAUGCUUCUAGCUCUGAGUCAAAUGACUGGACACGCGCAAGCAAACAAGGUUGGACAGAGCUUUGUACGAAAAUUGCUAGAGAUUGGAGACAUUCAUACCGCGGCUUCCAUUUUGAUUGGCAUUGGAGACAGCAACGAUGCCAUCGAGGUUUACGUAUCGCGCAAGCAUUUCAUGGAGGCCAUUCUUAUGACAUGUCUUCUCAUGCCAACCGACUGGCAACGUCAAUCAUAUCUUGUUCGGCGAUGGGGAGAACAUGUGGUUACACAAUCUCAGCAACAACUCGCUAUUCGUUGCUUCAUGUGCAGUGGCUCUGAGCCUUCUGAACCGUGGACUUCUCCUGGUGCUCAACAAGCGACUACUUUUGCCGAUGUCAUGGGAGGAAGGUCCCCAUUAGCUUCACCUGAACCGCAGCCCUUGAUUGCUCCACCCCGUCCAUCAUCAGCCUCUAAUCAGCGUGGAGCUGCGAAGGGUCCCGCGCUCAAGCUCAUCACAUCUUUUGAUGCAAAAUCGAAUAAACGGUUCCGAUUCCCGGGAUUGAAAACUGAUGACCAGACACCAACAAAUGCACCUGGUGUCACACCUAUCGCAGAGUCUGCUAUUGCUGAGUCGGCUGUUGGAUCUUGGAAACUGAGCAAUAUUCAGAGCCUGAACCAGGCGAUGACAUCCCGCACAACCACCCCUGCAUUCAAUCGCCGUCGUCUGCCCUCAAUAGGUGAGACUCCCGUGGAUGUCCAUCCUCCAGCAUACCCUCGAUCUCUCUCGUACAAGAGCUCCAGUGCCUAUGGCUCUACAUCAGAAACAGACGAUACCAACGGUCAGGACCAAAGCCAGGAUGAGCAGGGUGAUGAUGGAUUCUUGACGCCCGCGAAAUACAACAUGGAUUCCGUCAAGCCAAGCCCACAGACUGCUGUUCAAGGCUCAGAUAAAUUUGCAAAUAUCAAGGGACUCCCAUCGCCUGGCCCAGGAUUGUUCGAAGCUUUGAGAAAUCACUCAGACAUUAAUGGAUCUCGGGAUAGAAAGCCUGGUGGUCUUCAGCUUGAUAUUAUGCAUGGAGAAGAAGUCUACCCAGGUCCUCCCAGUCAGUCCGGCUUACUUCACAGUGCAAAGAGCACAUCAACUAUGCACAGCUAUGCCUCCGCGAAGAGUCCAAGUGUAAGUGUUCGCAGCAUUGACCAGUAUAUCAGUAGUCUGGAUGAGGCCAAUUACCACUCAAAGCAGCGAAGCCAUCGACCAGGUCGGGAGCGAAGAAAUACCGAUGAUGGUGCCAGUCAGCCCUCGCGCAUUGGGCGUGAUGAAUCCAGGGAAACUCGCGGUCGGAAUGAGCGUCGAUACAUCCAAUCCGCAAACAGAUCGCCCUCCUCUCCCGUUCCUAUGUCUCCGGAUGAACUUGCUCGCCAUCACACUGCCGAAGCUGAGAAGCCACGAAAGAAAUCCGGUUCGCGUGUGCGUAGCUCCAGCAGAAUGAGAAAGGGAGAAUCACGCAACCGUCAACGUUCUGCUAGCCGACAGACUGCCAGCCGUCUUGCUCGAGAGCAGUCAACACGAGGUCGUAGCACUGAUCGUCAAACGCCUUCUGCUAGAUCUCCAUCCUCGCCUCUACCUAUGACUCUGCCUACAACUGAUUCUUCUCAGCAAGAUGGUGUGGAUGACCCACUUCGCAUUGUUGCUGGCAACCGGGAACGACUCCGCUCACACCACCGAAGUGCUAGUCGUCGUCGGACUGACAGAGGUGGGAGCUCUAAACGAGAGGCUUCUCCGGACUCAAAGCACAAGGUGUCUCACAGUCAGCCUGAGAUCUGCUUACCUCACGAGUUUGAGCUCCCUGCUCGACCUGAGAACUUCGAGCAGUUGAGUAGCAAGGCCUUUGGACAAGAGGAGGUCUUGAGCGCGAAGUCAUUUGGUCAAAAUGAUAUUCUUAGCAGCCAUACUUUUGGAGAUGUUGAAGUUGAGGUCCUAGGUAAUCAUGCGUAUGGACAGGAAGAUCUACUCAGCAGCAAAGCAUUUGGUCAUGAGGAAGUUUUAAGCGCCAAGGCGUUUGGACAUGAGGACACACUGAGCAACCACACUUUUGGACAUCAGGAAACAUUGGGUAGUCAGGCCUUUGGACAUGGAGACACACUUGGCAGUCAAGCAUUUGGACAUGAGGUCCAAACCUUGAGCAGCAAGGCCUUUGGUCAACACAAUGGCUUUACCAAUGGGCACAGCCAAGUUCGGCCUGCCUCAGCUGCGAAUGACAUGCCUGAACUAGUCUCCCCCACGACACCAUUUGUGAGUCUGGCCGAAAGGAAGAGAAGAGAGCUAGCUGCCGCGGAAUUGGAAGCACGCCGACUUUCCCUUGCACGCAACCCGUCCGCACCGAAUAUUCCAUUCCCCGGGGAGCUGAGCUCUGCUAGAUCCCCAUUGGAAAGUCCGCCUCCAUUCCAUGGAAAUUCGUACUUCCCACGAGCUCCAUCUAGAAACAACAUUCCUCCUCCCAAACGAUCGCCCGAGUAUAACAGUGGCUCGGACUCGAGCUCGUCAGGAUCACGAAAUCAUCCAAUUGGCUUGCCAGCAACCCCGCGUGCUAUGCGACACCCUAAGUAUGGUGGCGGCCGUGAAGAACGACCACCUUCUGUUCCUGUCGUCUCACUCGAUCACUAUGGACGUCCCAUUGCGAGUGAUGCUCGAUACCAGAGCGAAGCUGCACAGAGAAUUGGGCGGUCAAUGUCAGUUCCUAUGCCAGAAGGCCCAGCAGCCAGAUACAAGAACCCACAGCCAGGGCCUUCUGACGUCCCAAUGCACCCUCACUACAAGCCCAAUCUUCCUCGAAGCCGGUCAAGCAGUCGCGUCCGUAACAACGGAGGUCAUCGUCGCACCGGCUCUGGUGGUUACAUCGCCGUCAACUCACCCCAGGUAUCCGUCAGCAUCGAAGAGGCAAUCGACAACUCAAUGCUAGGACAAUUCUCUGGACCACAGAUCGAGCUGAUUCCUCCACCUCCUCCACCACCACCCGCUCCACCUAGUGGGGCCAUUCUUCUUCCUGAGCUUCAGCAUCUUAGUGGACCACCACCACCUCCUCCGUUCCCAAUGCCUAUGGAGGUUACCUCACCCCGACAAUCCACCGCCACGAUCGACGUUGCCAUUGAAAACGAAGACUAUGGUCGCCACAUUCCACGUGCCAUGACCGCAGCACCAACAAUCCAUGUCAAUGCGAGCGAGCCAACGAAGACUGUUAGUAAACGUACAUCAUUUGAGCAUCAUCGUCGCAACCGAAGCGGAAAUAAUGAGAGCUUCGCUACUAAGCUGCGCAGUUUGACUCGCAUUCGAGGUAAUAGUCGCAGUGUUGAGCCUUGGGGCACAGCUACUGAAUGGGGAUCUGAUCCUCAUGAACUUGAUAUGCCUUAUGAAACAUUGCACUCGCGCUCCUACGCACCAGGACAACAUGCACAGGGACAAGGCUACGGCUUUUAA
Messenger RNA from Penicillium malachiteum, 5181 nucleotides. Its product is annotated as WD40 repeat domain-containing protein. Gene Ontology annotation, biological process: positive regulation of transcription by RNA polymerase II. Gene Ontology annotation, cellular component: nucleus. Gene Ontology annotation, molecular function: transcription factor binding. NCBI's taxonomy places the organism in Eukaryota, Fungi, Ascomycota, Eurotiomycetes, Eurotiales, Aspergillaceae. The record is from RefSeq and is a predicted model, not a curated record. The transcript has 4 exons. The coding region runs from base 1 to 5181 and encodes 1726 amino acids.